Molecule: messenger RNA, 2319 nt
Organism: Oryza sativa Japonica Group (Japanese rice)
Lineage: Eukaryota; Viridiplantae; Streptophyta; Magnoliopsida; Poales; Poaceae
Product: E3 ubiquitin-protein ligase RGLG2
Biological process (GO): protein ubiquitination
Cellular component (GO): nucleus
Molecular function (GO): ubiquitin-protein transferase activity
Source: RefSeq, a predicted model, not a curated record
AAUGAUCGAUCCUUCCCACGUUCGAAGCUUCCCCUGUCACUGUCCAUCCAUGGUGGUGGUCAGACAACCCCAGCACACAAGAAAUCUGCCAUUUGCCCAGUCCACCGCUGGGUUGCAGUUUUUGAUGAAGAGAUUGACUUGACCUGAGCACCCUUCCGAUUGUAAAUAGCAGUUUUUGUAUUGCUGUUGGUUGAGUGAUUGGGCAAUCAUCCAAUACAUAUCUUGGCUUCUUGGCUGGACUCCAGUAACCGAGGUCGCGUGCCUCCGCUCGCUCGCUCGCUCAUCGUCGUCGUCUUCCUCGGGGCCUCUCUCGUCGUGGAGCGGAGGCGUGCCGCGUAGCAGGGGUGAGCCCAUGUGGGUGGAUUGAUUUGGGGGGAUUUCGUGCUGUUUUGGUGGAAGAGCUCUCUUCUGUACGGUUUCUUGGUUGCGCUCUCGCACCAAGAACAUCUCCUUUUUCCUUCUUGCUCCUCUCUCUCUCUCUCUCUCUCUCUCUCUCUCUCUCUCUCUCUCUCUCUCUCUCUCUCUCUCUCUCUCUCUCUCUGGGUCUCGGACUCUCGGCUCUUGAUUCUUGGUUCUUGGUGAGUGUAGGCGAGAAUAAGGCGGGUUCUUGGUGGGUUUAUAAGGGAAUUCAACUGAGGUGAGAAAUGGGGGCAAAGGACUCCAAGCCCUCAUACAGCUAUUCUUCUUCAUAUGAUCAUGGGAAUUCAUCAUCGGGAUAUAACUCGAGAUACCCUGCAUACCCUGCAAAUGCAUCUUCCAGUCAGAACACAAGGUAUGCUCCUUCUAUGGAGAACUAUGUGCAGCCAGAAACGCAUGCCAGGUUGCAGAGGAAGUACUCGAGGAUUGGUGAUGACUACCGCUCUCUGAAUCAAGUGACUGAAGCUUUGGCACAAGCAGGUCUUGAAUCAUCAAAUCUUAUUGUAGGCAUUGAUUUUACAAAGAGCAAUGAAUGGACAGGUAAACUUUCCUUCAAUCGCCGAUGUCUGCAUGAUAUUGGAAACACUCCAAAUCCAUAUGAGCAAGCAAUAUCUAUUAUUGGAAGGACACUUUCAGCUUUUGAUGAAGAUAAUUUGAUUCCUUGCUUUGGAUUUGGUGACGCAUCAACUCAUGAUCAGGAGGUAUUCAGCUUUUAUCCAGAGAACCGCCCAUGCAACGGAUUUGAAGAGGCAUUAGAAAGAUACAGAGAAAUUGUUCCGACUCUUCGAUUAGCUGGACCAACAUCUUUUGCCCCGAUGAUUGAAACAGCAAUUGGUAUUGUAGACAGCACUGGUGGUCAGUAUCAUGUUCUUCUGAUAAUAGCCGAUGGACAGGUUACUCGAAGUGUUGAUACACAGUCUGGGCAGUUAAGCCCGCAGGAGCGUGAUACGAUUGAUGCUAUAGUAAAAGCUAGCCAGUUCCCCUUGUCUAUUGUUCUUGUUGGGGUGGGUGAUGGACCAUGGGACAUGAUGCAUCAGUUUGAUGACAAUAUACCUGCUCGCUCAUUUGACAAUUUCCAGUUUGUGAAUUUCACGGACAUCAUGUCAAAGAGCAUAGCAGCUGACAGGAAGGAGGCAGAAUUUGCACUAUCCGCCUUGAUGGAAAUCCCAACACAAUACAAGGCAACACUUGAUCUCCAACUUCUAGGCCGUCGCCAAAGAAUACAGCCAAGAAUUCCUCUGCCGCCACCUAUGAGGAAUGCUUAUUCGAGGUCUACUAGCUUUGACCAACAUUCUGGUGUUUAUUCACGAUCUAGUAGCUUCGGCCCACAAACAAGUGGCUUUCAGCAAUCUGAAAGCUUCAAACAGAGACAGCCUGUGGCUACCACUGCACCUGACACUUAUACCUCGGAAAGUUCUUUAGAAGGAAGACUUUUGUGCGCUAUCUGUAUGGAUAAAUCAAAGGAUCUUGCAUUUGGAUGUGGACAUCAGACCUGUUAUGAAUGCGGGAAGAAUUUGGUGCGCUGCCCUAUGUGCCAGCAGCAUAUAACCACAAGGAUCAGGCUGUACUGAGAAAACAAAAAUGGAUAUCCUGAAGUUUCUGAAGCCUGCAGAAACAGAAUCUCCAACAUCAGAAGAAACUCCUGUGCAAAAUUUAUGAACCAGCCUAAAUUGUACUGUUCUUUCGUCUUGUAAUUGGUGGUUUACUAUUAUUAUUGCAGUGAGAAAUGUUUAGGCAGAUAGUGAUCCAUAUAAAAAGCUAAGGCACACACUGUAGUAUUAACUACAGUAGUUAUGUGAAGAAGAGGUACACUAAAUAAUGUACAGUAAUUAGCUUCUCUAUUAUACAUUCUCCUUUCUUUCCCUUGGUAAAUAAGAUAAAAGGUUGCAAAAUUUCCAGGAA